Messenger RNA from Solanum lycopersicum (tomato), 1065 nucleotides. Its product is annotated as CASP-like protein 5A2. Gene Ontology annotation, cellular component: membrane. NCBI's taxonomy places the organism in Eukaryota, Viridiplantae, Streptophyta, Magnoliopsida, Solanales, Solanaceae. The record is from RefSeq and is a predicted model, not a curated record.
CUAUUUGGGACAAUAACAACUUGUGACCAAAUUAUUCAUCACUUUUCAAUUUACAGGCUACAUACAUACUCCGAUCAAUUUCUGCCGGAACUAGGGUUCCGCCGGCCGGAGAAUUUCCAGUUCCGGAUCUGUCUAAUUGAAGUUGUAGAUCGCACAAUUAGUUAAGCAAAUUUGGAAUGAUUUAUGGGUGAAUUGAUUGUUUUGUUGGUGGUGGUUAGUGGUUGGUAGCUGAAGUAGAAGAAGAAGAGGAGGACAAAAGUUCAAUCAAUAUACAGAAAAUGAGUGUGAGCAACGGUUCAGUUCAUCCUGUUGACGCACCACCGUUGCAAACAGAAGCAGCUAACGUGCCGCGAGUGAGGAUGAAGGAUGUUCAAGGAAUGCCUGGGACGGUUGGUGGAUCCUUCUUACGUUUCGCUCAGUUUGUAUUUGCUGUUGUUGCGCUUUGUGUUAUGGCUACUACCAGUGAUUUUCCUUCCGUCACAGCUUUCUGUUACCUUGUCGCUGCUGCUGGCUUGCAGAGCUUAUGGAGCUUGUCUCUAGGUAUUCUUGAUGUUUAUGCUCUUCUUGUUGGACGGUGCUUGCAGAACUCUCAGGUUGUGAGUUUAUUUGCUGUCGGUGAUGGGGUCACUUCUACCCUCAUGUUUGCUGCAGCCUGUGCUUCUGCUGGCAUUACUGUACUGAUUGGCAAUGACCUUGGUGUCUGCUCACAAAAUCACUGCUUAGAGUUCGAGACUGCUACUGCCAUGGCUUUUCUUAGCUGGUUCUGUGCUUUGCCAUCAUUUCUCUUAAACUUUUGGUCACUUGCAUCCAGGUGAAGAAAGGCUCUCAAGGAAUUAGAAACGAUGCCAAAAUAUCUUGUAAAAGUACUGCCUUUUGUUUUGAUGUUGUAAAAUUUUGUCUAGAUGAUCAAUGUCCCAGAAAAACAUGCAAUUGCUACUGCAGUGUGUAAAUACUGAUUGCGUAAAGCAGGUUAAUGUGGGUAAUUGAGCUGUGCUCUAACUCUGUUGCUGGAUAUAAAGGAUUGCACAUAAAUUGUUUGAUACUGAAAAUGCCAUCAUUUAGCCA